Molecule: messenger RNA, 450 nt
Organism: Lepidothrix coronata (blue-crowned manakin)
Lineage: Eukaryota; Metazoa; Chordata; Aves; Passeriformes; Pipridae
Product: feather keratin B-4-like
Exons: 2
Coding region: 37-441 (134 amino acids)
Cellular component (GO): intermediate filament
Molecular function (GO): structural constituent of cytoskeleton
Source: RefSeq, a predicted model, not a curated record
CUCUCCGGUUCCCUGAGCACUCCCCACCUGCAGGAGAUGACGUCCACCCAGCUGGCCUGUGCCAACCCCUGCGAGGCCAAGUGUCCCCAGCCCUUGGCCAGCAGCAGCAACGAGCCCUGCGUGGUGACCUGCGGCGACUCGCGGGUCAUCAUCUACCCCCCGCCCGUCGUGGUCACCUUCCCGGGGCCCAUCCUCACCACCUACCCCCAGCAGACCGUCGUGGGAGCCUCGGAGCCCUCGGAGGUGGCCCUGGCGGAGCCGCCCGGCGCGGCCGCGCUGCCCGCGGAGCUCUCGGGCAGGUUGGAGGCGGCCGAGAAGGUCCCGGCCCAGGCGCUGGCCCGGCCCGAGCCCCGCUGUGCCCCGAAGUACUCCUACACCUACUCCUCCCAGUGGACUCACCCCUGCAAUUCCUACCGCUCCGGGAAGCGCUGGACUCACUGACCGUGGAAG